Phalaenopsis equestris is the source of this 1568-nucleotide messenger RNA. RefSeq names its product S-adenosylmethionine synthase. Gene Ontology annotation, molecular function: methionine adenosyltransferase activity; ATP binding. NCBI's taxonomy places the organism in Eukaryota, Viridiplantae, Streptophyta, Magnoliopsida, Asparagales, Orchidaceae. Gene Ontology annotation, biological process: S-adenosylmethionine biosynthetic process. The transcript is spliced from 2 exons. Gene Ontology annotation, cellular component: cytosol. The record is from RefSeq and is a predicted model, not a curated record. Bases 105 to 1298 code for a protein of 397 amino acids.
CUCAUUGCUAUAAAAUGUGGUCGAGGGGAAGGAGAUUACCCGUGGAAGAAGGAAAGCAAUCCCUCAUUUUCAUUGCGUAUUCUCGAACCCUAAGAGAUCACUAAAUGGCGGACACCUUCCUUUUCACCUCGGAGUCUGUUAACGAGGGUCAUCCUGACAAACUCUGUGACCAGAUCUCAGAUGCUAUUCUCGAUGCUUGCCUCGCUCAGGAUCCCGACAGCAAGGUUGCCUGUGAAACAUGCAGCAAGACCAAUAUGGUCAUGGUCUUUGGUGAGAUCACCACUAAGGCCACCGUCGACUAUGAGAAGAUUGUCCGGGAUACUUGCCGUGCCAUCGGUUUCAUCUCUGACGGUGUUGGCCUCGAUGCUGACAACUGCAAAGUUCUUGUGAACAUUGAGCAGCAAUCUCCUGAUAUUGCCCAGGGUGUUCAUGGCCACUUCACCAAACGCCCUGAGGAGAUUGGUGCGGGCGACCAAGGCCACAUGUUUGGGUACGCCACCGAUGAGACUCCAGAGUUCAUGCCUCUCAGCCAUGUCCUUGCUACCAAGCUCGGUGCUCGGCUUACUGAGGUCCGGAAGAAUGGCACUUGCGCCUGGUUGAGGCCGGAUGGCAAGACCCAGGUCACGGUUGAGUACCGCAAUGAUGGUGGAGCUAUGGUUCCCAUCCGAGUCCACACAGUCCUUAUCUCCACACAGCAUGAUGAGACCGUGACUAACGAUGAAAUUGCUGCAGACCUCAAGGAGCAUGUCAUCAAGCCAGUCAUUCCUGAGCAGUACCUUGAUGAGAAGACCAUCUUCCAUCUCAACCCAUCUGGCCGCUUUGUCAUUGGUGGUCCUCAUGGCGAUGCAGGGCUUACAGGCAGGAAGAUCAUCAUUGAUACCUACGGCGGGUGGGGAGCCCAUGGUGGUGGUGCUUUCUCUGGGAAGGAUCCAACCAAAGUCGACCGGAGUGGAGCCUACAUCGUCAGGCAGGCCGCCAAGAGUAUCGUGGCUAAUGGACUUGCUCGUCGCUGCCUUGUUCAGGUUUCCUACGCAAUUGGUGUGCCGGAGCCUCUUUCGGUGUUUGUUGAUUCAUAUGGUACCGGCAAGAUCCCUGACAAAGAAAUUCUCAAAAUUGUUAAGGAGAACUUCGACUUCAGGCCUGGGAUGAUCAGCAUCAACCUUGACCUUAAGAGAGGUGGUAAUGGGGGCGAUGGCCGAUUUUUGAAGACUGCUGCGUACGGGCACUUUGGAAGGGAUGAUCCUGACUUCACCUGGGAGGUGGUGAAGCCCCUCAAGUGGGAUAAGGCUGCUGCAUAAGAUUCACAGCAUAAGCUAUUCAAAUUACGUCGUCUCUGUAUCCGUGGUCUAUAUUUUGUUGCGAUAGACAUCCCUCGCAGCUCGUUCUGAUAAAUGAUCAACUCUUUUAUUCAUUGUAGUCCUAUUUUUUUUCAUCCUUUUGUUUUCCUGUGUUUGUGGGAAUACGUGGAAACAUCAAAGUCGAAACAUUUGAGUUGUUUUCAGGGGAGUUUGGAUUAAUGGCUUAAUCAUUGUAUGUUUUAAUUAAAACAAUUAUUGUUUCUUAUCUAA